CUCCGUACGAAGGCUGCCGAGAGACUGUCUUUUGGGGGUUGCCGUUUUGUAGCCUGUUCAUUUUUAUUUUUGACCAACUUCACCCUUUCGGGGUGUGUUGCUUUUAGAAAGAGAUUUUGCCGAGCAAGAAUUUCUUCUCCAAAAAAGGGAUAACUUGUAUUGAGACGUGGAAGAAAACGGGAUUGGCUCGGAAGCAGAUGUUCGAAUAGAGAACUUGGCGUAAAGAAGAUGCACAGACCGAUUUAUUUAUUUAUUUAUUUUUCCUGAAUGAGGACUAUAUAACGGAAGCUGGAUUCACACGGAGAUCCGAGGAAGCCAUCAAGUGAUAAACUACUUUUUCAGGAAAAGGCUGAGACAGUAAUUUGAUCUGUGAUACCUUCAUAGCUGCUUGUUGUGUUCAAAGAUUUUUUGCUAACACCAUUUCUGUCUAGCGCGUUUCUUGCCGGAGCAAUCGCAGCAGCCGCUUGAUGGAGGAAAAAUGAAAGCUCCGCAUUGCUUAAGAUAGUAGUGGAAAUGGAGCUGACUGCGUUUUUUUUUUUUUGUCAUUUGCGAAAUCUGGAUUAAACAAGCCUUAGUUUAAUAGCAAGAGUCUUCUGAUUGUCCUUUGUGGUCUGACUCAUCGCAUGUAAAUGUACUGCAGCUUCACUGUUAAUGCAGGCCUUUUUUUUUUCGUAGAAAGAAUUGUCAACCUCCGAGCCUAAUGUUUUGAAUUUGUGCCGAACAGUAGAUGCAUUUUGUGGGGGGGGGACAGUACAUCCAUUGAGAGCAGUAAAACAGAAAAAUGAAGAAUGAGUAGAAAUGGAAGCAUAGAACAGUGGGAUUUUAUUUUAUUAUUUGCAUUCUCAAGAAAGCCAGCUCCUGCUAACUGGAUUGACCUUGUGGGACUAGGUAUAGCUGAGAUCCUCCUCUCUGUCGAGCAGUUGUUCUUCAAUUCAGCCGAUAUAGAAUAUGUCAUGUCAACCAAAACAAUAACUUUUCUGUGCUGUUAAAAUUAUGCUGUAACGAAAGUGAUUAUUAAUGAAGCAGCAUUUUUUUUGUAGGGGGAAAUAAUUCAGAUUAUCUCUUAAAAUGUUUUUGGUGGAUAAAAAUGAAAUUAGUAAAGGUGUUUAAGGAAAACUUAUUCCAGUAGGAUAAAGGAAUUUGCAUAUUUUGGAGGUCUCAAAGCUAACCGAUUGUAGUAGGUACAGUAGAAGGAGCUGGAGUGUACUUUUAAAUGCCAGUUGCAGUGUUCACAGAGAAUGUUUGCAACUGUGUUCAGAAGAGGAGGAAAACCUACUUGUGCUCUCCCCACUGUGACUAUUAAUAUAUUGCUUGGAAUAUAGGGUUUCAAACGAUCAAAUGAGUCGUGUGUGUAUUGUUGUUUUGGAGGAGGUGGAAGAUGAUUCUCCAGAAUUUAUUUCUAAGUUACCUCAGGAAAAUAUAUCCCUACGUUCUCCACCUUCUGGAAAUAUAUUGCCACCACUGGUUCAAGCUAUAUUUAAUGGGGACCCUGAUGAAGUUCGGGCUCUGAUAUUUAAGAAAGAAGAUGUUAACUUCCAGGAUAAUGAAAAAAGGACCCCCUUACAUGCUGCUGCUUAUCUUGGUGAUGCAGAAAUUAUUGAACUACUUAUUUUAUCAGGAGCUAGAGUUAAUGCCAAAGACAGCAAAUGGUUGACUCCUUUACACAGAGCUGUUGCAUCUUGUAGUGAGGAAGCUGUUCAGGUAUUAUUGAAACAUUCAGCAGAUGUUAAUGCCCGGGAUAAGAAUUGGCAGAAUCCUCUGCAUAUAGCUGCUGCCAACAAAGCAGUGAAGUGUGCUGAAGCUUUGGUACCUCUCCUAAGUAACGUAAAUGUGUCUGAUCGUGCUGGAAGAACCGCACUGCAUCACGCAUCCUUCAGCGGACAUGUUGAGAUGGUCAAGUUGCUCUUAUCUAGAGGCGCCAAUAUUAAUGCAUUUGACAAGAAAGACAGACGCGCUAUACAUUGGGCAUCAUAUAUGGGUCAUAUUGAAGUUGUGAAAUUACUUGUGGCCAAUGGAGCCGAAGUAACCUGCAAGGACAAGAAGUCUUACACACCUCUCCAUGCUGCAGCUUCUAGUGGGAUGAUCAGUGUCGUCAAGUAUCUUCUGGAUCUUGGAGUUGACAUAAAUGAACCAAAUGCCUAUGGGAAUACAGCUCUUCAUGUAGCUUGCUACAAUGGACAAGAUGUUGUAGUGAGUGAACUCAUAGACUGUGGUGCUAAUGUAAAUCAGAUGAAUGAAAAAGGGUUUACUCCCUUGCACUUUGCUGCGGCAUCAACACAUGGAGCAUUGUGUUUAGAACUUCUAGUUGGUAAUGGAGCUGAUGUGAAUAUGAAGAGCAAAGAUGGGAAAACACCAUUACACAUGACAGCGAUUCACGGUAGAUUCUCAAGAUCACAAACCAUUAUCCAGAGUGGAGCUGAAAUAGAUUCUGAAGACAAGAAUGGUAAUACGCCUUUGCACAUAGCUGCUCGAUACGGCCAUGAACUACUUAUCAACACUCUAAUUUCAAGUGGUGCCGACACUGCAAAGCGGGGUAUACAUGGCAUGUUCCCACUCCAUCUGGCAGCACUUAGUGGCUUUUCGGAUUGCUGUAGGAAACUGCUUUCUUCAGGAUUCGACAUAGAUACUCCAGAUGAUUUUGGUAGGACCUGCCUUCAUGCGGCUGCAGCUGGAGGGAAUUUGGAGUGCCUAAAUCUUCUCCUGAAUACUGGUGCGGACUUCAAUAAAAAGGACAAAUUUGGGAGAACUCCGUUACACUAUGCUGCUGCCAACUGUAAUUACCAGUGCCUGUUUGCUCUUGUGGGGUCUGGAGCGAGUGUGAAUGACCUCGACGAGAGAGGCUGUACACCGCUGCAUUACGCAGCUGCGUCCGACACAGAUGGCAAGUGCCUGGAAUAUUUGUUAAGAAAUGAUGCAAAUCCAGGGAUCCGUGAUAAGCAAGGAUACAAUACAGUUCAUUAUUCCGCCGCCUAUGGUCACCGCUUAUGUCUUGAACUGAUUGCAAGUGAAACUCCUCUAGAUGUUCUAAUGGAAACCUCGGGUACAGAUAUGCUGAACGAUUCAGAAAACAGAGCACCAAUAAGCCCAUUGCAUUUGGCUGCCUAUCAUGGUCACCAUCAAGCAUUGGAAGUAUUGGUGCAGUCCUUGUUGGAUCUUGAUGUGAGGAAUAAUAACGGAAGGACUCCUCUGGAUCUUGCAGCUUUUAAGGGACACGUUGAAUGUGUGGAUGUACUCAUUAAUCAGGGAGCAUCAAUCUUGGUCAAAGAUUAUGUUGUGAAAAGAACACCAAUACAUGCUGCAGCGACAAAUGGUCAUUCAGAGUGCUUACGGCUAUUAAUUGGAAAUGCAGAACCACAGAAUGCAGUGGACAUUCAAGAUGGAAAUGGACAGACUCCUUUGAUGCUGUCUGUUUUAAAUGGGCACACAGAUUGUGUCUAUUCACUACUGAAUAAAGGAGCAAACGUGGAUGCCAAAGAUAAGUGGGGAAGGACUGCAUUACAUAGAGGGGCAGUUACAGGACAUGAAGAGUGUGUAGAUGCGUUGCUUCAACACGGUGCUAAGUCUUUACUAAAGGACAGUAGGGGUCGGACACCCAUACACUUGUCUGCGGCUUGUGGCCAUAUCGGUGUUCUUGGUGCCCUCUUACAGUCAGCAGCAUCUAUGGAUGCCAUCCCUACCGUAGCAGACAAUCAUGGAUAUACAUCACUUCACUGGGCCUGCUACAACGGUCACGAGACCUGUGUAGAACUUCUGCUAGAACAGGAAGUCUUCCAGAAAAUGGAAGGAAAUUCUUUCAGCCCAUUGCAUUGUGCUGUGAUAAAUGACAAUGAAAGUGCUGCUGAAAUGCUAAUUGAUUCAUUGGGCAACAGCAUUGUGAAUUCAACAGAUACAAAAGGAAGAACUCCUCUUCAUGCAGCUGCCUUUACAGACCAUGUAGAGUGUUUACAGCUUCUUCUCACUCAUAAUGCUCAAGUAAAUUGUGUAGAUUCUUCUGGGAAAACACCUCUAAUGAUGGCUGCGGAAAACGGACAAACAAAUACAGUUGAGAUGCUAGUUAGCAGCGCUAAUGCAGAUCUGACGUUGCAAGAUAACAGUAAAAACACAGCCCUCCAUUUGGCUUGCAGCAAGGGUCAUGAAACUAGUGCCUUGUUAAUCCUGGAGAAGAUAACAGAUAGAAACCUCAUCAAUGCAACUAAUGCAGCCUUGCAAACACCUCUGCACGUUGCUGCCCGAAAUGGACUUACAGUGGUAGUUCAAGAACUCUUGGGGAAAGGAGCAAGUGUGCUUGCUGUAGAUGAAAAUGGGUACACUCCAGCUUUGGCUUGUGCACCCAAUAAGGAUGUUGCUGAUUGCCUCGCUCUCAUUUUGGCCACCAUGAUGCCUGUUUCAUCAAGCAGCACAAUACCAUCCUUAACGUUUAAUGCCAUUAAUCAUUACACUAACACCUCAAAAACUGUCACCUUUGACUCCUUGCCAAUCAUGCGGAGUGAGCACAGCUCUUAUUGCAGUUUCAACAACAUUGGCAGGGAAGAUGGAUACCCUUACCCAGAAGAGGAUGAACUCAAUGACUCUGAUUCUGAAACCUACUGAAAGGCUUCUUUGGAUGGCUGAAGAGUGAUUCCAAGCACCGAAGAUCAGAACUGUGUGCUUUCUUAGGAGGGAAAAGCAGUCAUGGUUCAAAUACAAAACUGGCUUAAGAGAAAAGCUGUAAAUGUGGGUGAGUGUGACAGAUUCAUGUGGUAACAUUAGAAGGAGGAUUUAAAGGGAGCAUAGAUUCACCGCGGCAAGCACAACGGAGCAAAAUUCUGCCUUGUCUAGCCGUAAAUUACCAUUUUCUUUUGAAGGGCCAGGUGUGAUUUCAGGACACUGGGCACCCUAGUCUGCAGAGAUAAGCAACACUAUUAUUACAUGAAAAGGGGACACUAGAUCAAAAUCCUAUGAAUAGAACCAUAAAUUUGAAGGCAAUAAUUGAGUUUGGUACAGUAGGCAUUGUGUGCACAGCAAAUUGCCAAAGGACCAAAUAACUUAAAGGUUUUUUUAAUGAUUACCUUUUUGGGGAAACUGGAAUAGGGUCAAUGAAAAGUUGAAAAAAAAACAAACAAACUUUACUAUAUCUGGAAAUGAAGCUUAGAUUUGGUUUUAAAUGUUGGGUUUUUUUUUUAAAUCAGACAGACUUCCGACACUGUAUUAAAUGUACCAUGAGAGAGAGCAGAUGUAUUUUUCAGUUUUGUUUUUUCUUUUAAAUGAAAAGAAAAAGAAUUUGUCAUACUUUUAUAUUGUUGAAAUUGAAAACCAGCUAACUGGAUGCAGUCAGGGUGAUUCAUGUACAGUGUAUAAACAAGGGGAGGGGUGGGGUGGGGGGGGUGGACAAUUAUUAUUAUUGCACAGUUUCAGAUUUUUAACUUUUAGGUUUUUAAAUUGAGCUAUUUUUAUUUACGACAUUGGGGAAUUUACCGGGAGCGUGAAACUUGAGUGAAAUUGCAAAAUUGUUUCCUGACACCCUGUUGCAACUGUGUGGCCCUGGAGAAAUGGACUUUUCCACAAGUUCACCCAUGUCUUCACAUCGUUCAGGUGUGUCAUGGAGAUCUGGGGCCUCUAUAGUAUCUUUUUUAAAUUGUGAAGUUGGGAGUGGGGAAAGGAAUGAAGAAUUGAAAGAAGAAGCAAUCUCUGUAUCCAUUGUACAUGUGGAGUCUUUUUGAAAGAAAGAUCUGUGUUACAGAACAUUGGAAAGCGAACAAAAGAUGCAGGUCCUGUUCAGACUUGGGGAAUUAUUUAUGACGGGCCACUAUGCUGGGAAAAGCAAUUGCCUGAAGAAUAGUAGACUGUCUCACAAAUAACAAAAAUAAGCUGGUUUGUCUGUUAAGUAUAACUAUUUACUUUAUUUGGUUCUGCUUUUUAACCAUAACUGUUACUGUUUCAAGUGAAAUGGCUCACACACACACACACACACGCAAGGUAUUCUUGCAAGGCCGGGUAAAAUAUAAGUAAAAUUGCAGCCAAUCGAGUCCCAAUUUUAUUUUAUCCUUUUUGUAUUGUGAAACUGGAAACCUUAAUGACAUUGUAAAUUAUCAGCUGGUUUUCUGAACAUAAAGUGUGAAAACACAAAACAGUAUUUUGAUCUAUUUGAUAAUUUUGUGGGUUUUUUGAAAAUUAAUGAGCAUGUACAUAGAAAUAGUGACUGCUUGAAUACUGUAUUUACUUGCACUCUUUCAGUACAUCAAGAUUCCUGUAUAUUUUACGGAGUAUAAUAAAACCCAGAUGUGAGUUGUAUUUAAUGAAUAAUGUAUUUGUAUCUGUAUCUUACCUGAAAACUAUAAAGAAUUUCAGUUUUUUCUGGGA
Molecule: messenger RNA, 6339 nt
Organism: Tachyglossus aculeatus (Australian echidna)
Lineage: Eukaryota; Metazoa; Chordata; Mammalia; Monotremata; Tachyglossidae
Gene: ANKRD28
Product: ankyrin repeat domain 28
Exons: 28
Coding region: 1339-4590 (1083 amino acids)
Biological process (GO): regulation of barbed-end actin filament capping
Cellular component (GO): cytoplasm; nucleus
Molecular function (GO): protein binding
Source: RefSeq, a predicted model, not a curated record